AUGUCACGAUCGAAAAGAUACAGCAAUUGGCAAGAGCUCCGUGUGUCAGACUUGACCCAGGCUGCCUUAGCUGUCAGAGUGUGCGACCGGGAACGCGUGUUUGUUUAUUCAGUUAAUCUGCCAAAAGGGGCAACCGUUGAGCCCAGCUCCUUAAGAAAAUCUAUGGAAUUAGUUCAGUCAGUCUCUGCAUGCAUGACGUACAGCGACAUGCACUAUAACAAAGAAGAGAACAAACUCCUGUUGGAGAGACCUACACGACAUUGCAUUUCGCUCUAUGAGUACGGGGCCCUUUCCACUCAAUUUCUGAUACCUCCACAUGCUAAUGAAGACGUGCAACGGUAUCGUUAUGCUUUCAACUGUUCUGAUGGCCUUUCCGAGAUAUACCUUUGGAAAAUCGUGAAGUACCUACUAGAUACAUUUGUGAGGCUGCAUGAUCCUUAUGCUUGGCCUGACUUCCGGCCUCGGCCUCACCUACUUCUUUCACCUUCCAACAUCAUCGUAGGCCCUGACGAUAGUUUCCUCUUAGAAGCAGCCGGAGUUUCUCAUCUUCUAUCCACUCCCAACCGGCACCGACGUAGUUGGUAUUGUGCAAUGGAAAACACUAACCUCUCUUCCCACGUCAACGAUGCACAAAAUGCAAGCGACAACUUUUCCAUCAUAGCAGCAGAGUAUGUGGAGAACUUCUUUUCACGGUUUAUAGGAGAGAGCCGGGACGCCUCCAACAUCAUUGCAAUAGAGGGCGUAUUUGGAUUAGACCGUUCAACCAGAGAGAAUAGACUUGAUAACCUUUUCAGAUUGACCCAGAUACUCACUUUUGAGCUAGUAUCACGUAGCUUAAAUUCAGGAGAUAACGAUGCCGCCACAGACUCACUAGUAUUCUACUCAGCGUACAUUGAUGACGACCCUGAUACUAGGCUCUACACUAGCGCGGGUUUUCCGCAAAUCCCUCUGGAUCUAGAAGAUGCCAGUGAUGAUUUUUUCUUGGAGGCAUGCGAUUACCAUGAUCCUGCUGCUCUGACUUUACUGACAGAAGACUUCACAACGAAGCUUGACGUGUUUCUUCUAGGAGUUACGCUCAUUACACUAACUAUAAGAAACCAGUGCCGACACUCUAUCGUAUCUCAGAUUAUCAACACCGUAAAGGCUCUAGACUCUUGGAGAACACUGAUAACAAAUGGCAUAACAAAGGAGAAGAUACUGGAUCUUUUUCAGCCAGUUGUGCAGAGCAUAGUCACUGCAGGCUAUUCUAGCCAACUUGCCACGUUCAUAGCAACGUGCCUUAUCCCCAACCCGCAACUGCGUCCUUCUAUGCACGAAUUAAGAACCCUGUACGACAGCCUCUCCCAGCCUGUACUGAAGAACUCGUGGUGUCUGUACUCAUUGUUCCGGAGUAGAUCCUAUAAUAUGUCUAAUACAGUUAAGUACGAACUUAAUGCAACUGGUGUUAGAUUUGCCAAAAAGGCUACAGAGCUGAUGAAAGCAGUCCGCUCCUUUGAAAAUGAUUUAAUACCGCACUACUUGGACGACCUUCUUGUGGUUGAUGUCACCACAGGAAGGACUGCACUGAUGGUGGCCGUAGAGAAGGACAAUAUUGAUGCCAUUCAGUAUCUACUCCAAGAGGCUGGCGUUGAGCUAGUAAGAGGGGCAUCUCUGGCCGCAAAAGACCGUGGACUAAGACGAUUUGACCUUCAGGCUUCACUGUAUGAUAUGGCUAUCCCAGAGUCGGUCGUUUGCGGCUUUACUGCGCUUACGUUGGCCAUAAAAGCCAGAAAUACUGCUGCGAUAAAACUUCUUGCGCCUCUGGAGGUGGGCUUUGGGGGCUUCACAAGCUUGAUGGCUGCAGCAGUUGCCAAUGACUAUCACGCUGUCUGUUUAUAUCGGAGUGAUGCAGGUAAGUAUUGCGAGGGCACGACAGCGCUCAUGUUGGCACUUCUUUUUGGACACGUCAAGUGUUGUGAGCUCUUGCUCUGCGAGCUCUACAUGACUGACGCCCAAGGAAGAACUGUACUGUCUUAUGGUGCCUCCAUCGAAAAUCCAUCGGCAAACGUCAAAGCUGCUUUGGCAUACCUUGCACGGGAAUGGAUCUAUUCGACGUCUGUGGAUCCGUUAAUAUCUCGAGUUAUUGCAGCGCGCUUGAUUGAUCCUGAAAACUCACACUCAUUUGUAAGUACUUAUCAUGGAUUGGCUGCGGCCACUUCCCCGAUAGAAGUACCGGUAGAUGGUAUGCAGGUCUCUGCCAUUGUCCACGCCCUACAAUUAAGGGACUUUGAUGCUCUGCAGGCCCUUCUUCCGAUAUACCACCAUUCUACCCAUCAGACGCUAAACCUGCUUGAGCUGUCACUUAAGUACAGGGAUCUUCCUGCAACAGACUUGAUCUCUGAGUUUCUUGUGGCUCAGGGGAUCUCUAUGAAGGUGUCCGGUUCAACGGGUAUCAAAGUUACUCAACACACGCCCCUAAUGAAAGCGGCUCUCAAUAAUGACGUCACUGGGGUACUCCAGCACCGGAAACAGUACGGGAGGAUGAUCAUUUCGAGGGUUUACUUCUUCUAUUUCAACUUUCACUUCACUAUUUCUCCGCUUGACCCUAGCCAGCAGAUUACUGCUCUUAUGAUGGCAGCCAAAAAAGGGCAUCUCGAAUGCGUCAAGUGUUUGCUGUGCGAGCUAGGAAUUAGGACCUCUCUGGGGAAUACUGCAUUGAUGUUUGCCAUUCGUUCCAAAAGGCUGGAUUGCGUGCGAUAUCUUCUUCCUGAGCGUAACAUACAUAAUACCUAUGGCCGCACUCCUUUGAUGACGGCUGCAGAGGUGGGUUUCCCAGAAGCCGUCGAGCUGCUCUGUCCCGAUACAAGAAUGACUGACAACUCAGGAGAAACCGCACUGCUUAUUGCCUUGGUUUGCAAAAACGCAGACUGUGUUGCUCUUUUGCAGGAUCAGAUAGGGUAUGCUGGAGUAACUCAGCUUAUGGUUUAUGCAGCCCUAGGAGAUGUCGAAGCAAUCAAGGCUUGCUUGGAGACUGAGACCGAUCAUGGUCACCUGCUUUGCAAGAAAACUAUCGGUGAUUGGACCGCCCUUAUGUUUGCAGUCCUGUAUAACAAUUUAGAAUGUGCACAGCUCUUGAUGAGAGAAGCAGGGAUUUCAACAACGACCAAAUAUACAGCCCUUCUGCUAGCAGCCCACAACCGCUGUUACGGUGCAAUACCGCACCUAAUUGAUGAAUCCGAUGAGGAAAACAUGACGAAGCUUAUGGCUUACGCAGCUAUUGGCAAUCUAGACGGUGUCGAAGCUAAUUUACGGUAUUUGAAAAAACGCAACGUGCUAGGAUGGACUGCUCUAAUGUAUGCAGCAGCGGCUGGUCACGCAGAUUGCGUUAGUGCUCUUUUAGAAGAAGUCACGCUCACAGAUACUGAUGACGAGACUGCGCUCAUGAAAGCCGCAGAGAAUGGAAACGUAGGAUGUGUGAUGCUUCUUUUAACGUUAGUUUCGCAGCGGUCAAGUAAGGGCCAGACUGCACUAAUGAAGGCGGCCAAAAAGGGAUGCGUUGACUGCAUUCCUCUUCUUUCUAACGAACUGACAAUUAAGGAUAAUAAGAAUAGAACUGUUAUGAUGCAUGCGGCUAGCUUUGGACAGCUCAAGUUUCUUCAAGCGCUGCCACCUGACGGGGUGCUUGAUAAAGAUAUAAAUGACCAAACAGCAAAAGAACUUGCUAAGGAACACGGUCACGAGGAUUGUGCUAAUUAUCUGCAUGAACUGGAGGCUGCCAUUAUCUCUUGA
This is a messenger RNA of Giardia duodenalis, 3768 nucleotides long. Its product is annotated as Ankyrin repeat protein 1. Bases 1 to 3768 code for a protein of 1255 amino acids. The transcript has a single exon. The record is from RefSeq and is a predicted model, not a curated record. Gene Ontology annotation, molecular function: protein binding. NCBI's taxonomy places the organism in Eukaryota, Fornicata, Diplomonadida, Hexamitidae.